Gaeumannomyces tritici R3-111a-1 is the source of this 3703-nucleotide messenger RNA. RefSeq names its product Hsk1-interacting molecule 1. Gene Ontology annotation, molecular function: zinc ion binding; nucleic acid binding; protein serine/threonine kinase activator activity. Lineage: Eukaryota; Fungi; Ascomycota; Sordariomycetes; Magnaporthales; Magnaporthaceae. Gene Ontology annotation, biological process: positive regulation of nuclear cell cycle DNA replication; regulation of cell cycle phase transition. The coding region runs from base 553 to 2598 and encodes 681 amino acids. The transcript is spliced from 3 exons. The record is from RefSeq and is a predicted model, not a curated record. Gene Ontology annotation, cellular component: Dbf4-dependent protein kinase complex; nucleus.
CCACCCAUGAACUUUCUCUUUCAACUCGCGCCAAAUUCCUCCCUCACACACUGACCGUCUACCGUCAGCUCGUCGUCCUCACUAACCGACCCAGCCAGCCCGACCGCACACAGCAAACACGCCUCACACCCUUCUCCCAGGAAACAGAAGGCGCAUCGCAGUCCGGUCUCCCAGUCGGCCGCUUCCAUUCCUUUCUUUGUUUCCCACAUCUUCCCUGCUCCCAUGUCGGUGGCCAACUGAGCGCUUUUGCCCCCAGCACUCGUCUUUUUUUCGUGUGGCGGAGACGUGUUUGCUGGUGGCGGGCCCCGUCGCGUGUCCGGACAGCACCCAGCAAGGCAACCCCUCCCUGAGUCCAAGCACCACCAACCACACCGCACACAUCGACAUUCUCCACCCGUGCCAACCUCGACUCACAACACGCGGAACCUUGCACGCUGAGCAAGCAGGCGUGCAUCCAAACCACCACGCAAACCAGCACGCAGCAACGGUCGACUCCCAACGACACCGUCCUCGCGACAAUUACCAGCUGCUGCCGUGUCUGCCCAUGCGCUUAUGGCAACUGUAUCCCUAUCCGUGUCUCCGGCGUCAUUCUCUGCUAUGUCGACCAGGAGAGUGCCUCUCUCGAACAAUCCCAAUGUCGCCAAUUCCCCAUUAAGAGGCAGCCAUGUCUCGGCUGCCGCCAAUUCGUUCGGCUUCUCUAAGCAGAAGCGCUCCUAUGCUAGCGCUCAGCGGGAGGAGCUCUACGGCCAGCCACCCCCGGCCAAGAAGCAGAUGCUCGGCAACGUCUCGACCUACCGCACCACCCUUCGCUCCCCAGUGAAGCCCAGGACUGUCGCCCACGCCGCCUCGCUGCAGCGGGCCUCCGCCACCGAACGAGAUCGCGAGAGGGAAAGAGACAGGGCCUCGCAGCAGGCCUCGAGGGCGCCCAAGAUCACCGAGAGGGAGAUCGAGACCAUCCAGAAGUGGGUGGCCAAUCAGAAGGCCCAGUUUCCUCGCCAUGUUUUCUACUUUGAGAGCGUACCCGACGAUGUACGGGCCAAGCUGGCCCGGCAGCUCAUGGCUCUCGGUGCUCGCGAAGAGAAGUUCUUUUCCAUCUCCAUCACCCACGUCGUCACAACGCGGACUAUCCCACCCGCCCCGACCGCUUACAAAGGCGCGGCCGACGCCAAUGCUGCUCCCCAGGAGCACUACGAGCAGCCUCAGACCAUUAACCCAUCCCUCCUGAGCCGGACAAGCGAUAUCAGCAACACCAAGAGGAAACUGUUUGACACAGCCUCCACUGGGAGGAGAGCCCCGAUCCAGCUUGGCGACGAUGUCGUCCGCCGUCCGAAGGUUGCCCGCAAUGUCGACAUAUUGGAGCGGGCUCGUGAGAUGGGGAAAAAGAUUUGGUCUCUGGAAAAGAUGCACAAGGUCGUCAACACGAUCUUGGAGCCUGACCCGUAUCGUAGUGCGGCCCUUGGGUUCGGUGUCAGGACUGCUGGGGGUACCCAGACAAAGUCGGUCGAGGAGGGCAGCCUCCUCCAGCUUCUGAACAAGGAGCGUGUUAGUGGCCCUUCGGAUCGUGAUCCUACGGCCUCGACCAAGGAGAUGCACAUCUUCAAAGGCCCUCACAUUUACGUCUACGAUAUUGAGGAAAAACAGCGUCCCAUUAUGGUGCGCGAGUACGCCAAGGUCCACGACAAGAAUAAGGGCGAUUGGCCGCAGUUCCGAGCGUCGGCAAAUGGACGCUGUCCUUUUAUCGACGACGAGCCCGAGAAGCCGUCACGCAAGGAGCAUACACGACAGGCAACUGUGAAUGCGGCGGUUGAGUCGGCCCCGAAGCUCAAGCCUCCAGUGCAGAUAUCACGUCCGAAGCCCCUCACUGGCAAACGCACGCUCGCCGAGAUGGACGAGGCAGGCAACCGGACCGCCAACGCUGUCCUUGCGCCCACCGAGCUCUUCGGCCUAGCCAAGAUUAUCGCCCCUCCCACGCUCGAUUUCAACCCUACCAACGCUUUCACCAGCACGAACUGCGCGAAGCCUGCACGGUUCCUAGCUGGCGAGCCUGUCGCCUCUGGUCUCCAGGCUUCCGGUGUCACGUCGGCCAUUCGGUCCCAGAUGGUGUCGUCGACAACCGGCACGCUCGGAGCCAAGACGGGAGUGAGCAAGGAGGUUAUGGGCCUGCAGCGCAAGGUUCUGCAGAAGAAUGACGCGGUAUCACAAGACCCGAGCUCCCGCCGUCAGAAUGACUUGAGCGUGGACAGUGGCUCGUUCCUUCGUUCGGCUAGCAUGGGCAACGGGCGCCGUAGACUCGACGCGAUCGACGAGUCACGCGCGGCAAAGGAUGAUAGACACAAACGAACAAACAGCGUUCCCUCACGGCUGGCGCCGAAGCCGAAGAAGCGAGACCCCAAGCCUGGGUACUGCGAGAACUGCCAGGACAAGUUUGAGGACUUUGAAGAGCAUAUACAAUCUCGCCCGCACCGGAAAUUCGCCGAGAACGACGACAACUGGACGGAGCUGGACGGACUUCUUCAGGCCAUUGGCCGGCGUCCCCGACGACGAUCGCAUCGCGACUUUGACAGCGACUCGACCGAGUACCAGGCAUACGACGAAUAAGCUAUGCGGCACGUCUCGUUACGUUUUGGGCUUGUGGAAGGGGAGGCGUGGUUCUCAUGGAUUCAUCUCCCGUCUAUCAUUGCUGUUGCUGCCCUUGCGUCGUCUCCUCAGCGGUCAUCUGCAGCUGAUCUUCCAAGCCACCAAACCCAAAAACAAAGUUCUUUCGCUUAUUCCUUGCUUCUCUCCCAAUGCUCUCUCCCCAUAAUUGCCAUGGGCGGAUGGAGCCGGUACAGCACAUGGCGGAUACCCUUCCUUUCUCCUUUACGCCACAUUUUCACCCGGCGGACUUGCGUGUCAUGCCGGCAUCUGCUGCAUUUUCACGCAUUCACGGACGGUGACUUCAAUACCACAUAAAUCACUUGACUUGUCUUGAUUUCCUUGGCCUUGCCAGCUUCAACUUGCCUUAAUCGUUCCAACCCUCCCUAGUAGCGCGAUCCCGAAUCUUUCUGACAUUGCACCUGCUUUCACUCUCGUUGCGUCUGGGUUCCACCAUUUUCCCCUGUUGGCGGUCCAUCUUUAUACACAAGGUUUUGUGAGGUGUCGAUAGAUCUGGCCACUUUCUGCAUUCAUUAUACGGCGGUCUCUUGUUUGUGUUGUCACGUUCUCUUCAUCGCAUCAGUAUUGGCGUUAGCGGAAUGAUUUGAUGUUUUGGGCUUACUAUUUUGAUUUCUUUGGUCGUUGACUUUGGCACCGACUGCCCUACCUCCAUCAUUUUCAUCAUCAGCCUUCUGCGUUGUGGGGAAGCAGCGAUUUCGAAGCAUGGAUAUUACGCACACUUUGGAUGACGUGGACGAAGGUACUCGCUGGGCGUCACGAUGGCUUUCUGGGCCUUGUCGCCGAGGUGCCUAGAGGAGACCCUUCCACCGGGGCACAACUGACCGCAGCUGGGCCAGAAGCCCAUGUUGAACUAGUAAUAUGGGAGAGUCGGAGGGAAUCAACCGGACCCAAGAGGAUAUAUCCUAUUGGCAUGUGUACACUGUAUGAUACGAAUCAGAGACGGAAAUUGAUGGUUUUAUUUUUGUUCUAGCUAUACAUUUUUUGUCUCGCCAGGUCUCUCCACGGAUGCCUCUCUGCCUCUUGUUGAAUCCGAGUUUAGUUGCUUGGG